Paramecium sonneborni is the source of this 1323-nucleotide messenger RNA. NCBI's taxonomy places the organism in Eukaryota, Ciliophora, Oligohymenophorea, Peniculida, Parameciidae. The record is from the annotation of a GenBank genome assembly.
AUGAUUUAUAUUUUUGCACUUCUAUUAGUAGUAGAAAGUCAAAGUUAUGUAGGAUAAGCAGCUUGUGGUACACUAAGUGGUACUGGUUGCACAGGUUCAGGGUAUUGCAGACUUUCUGGUGCAAGUUGUGUGGAUCUUCCAUGUUAUAUGGUAAAUGAAGUAGCAGCUUGUAGAUCUGGACCAGUAGGCAGUGGAAUACCAACAGGAGCACUUUCAACAAAAUGUGAUUCUUUGGAAUAGUUUAGUUUACAAUAUGACAAUGUUUGUGUUGAUAAAGGAGAUGGUAAAUUAAAUUUUGCUUUUGUUCGUUUCACUAAAACCACAGAUGGAUCUGCAAUUUAAACUACAGGUUCAACAACAACAGCAAUUGCAGCAUUGACUUCAUCUGAAGCAAAUAUGUUUGCUUUAUAUACAAUAAAUCCAUGGAAAUCUCCAGAAGGAACUCAAGAUGCUGCUACAUUGAAAACAGAAUUGGAAGCAAUUUUAGACAAAUAUAUAGCAUUUCAUGCUAUAUUAAUAGAUACUACAAAUUCUCAUCCAUUCUAUUUAGAAAGAACUACUUACUAAGCCUUAUAAUUGAUAAGAGUAUUAUUAAUAAUAUUUAUGAUAGGAUUAUGUUGAUUUUACUUAUAUAUAAAGAAAAGCAAUAUUACCUAAAAUAUGGUAGGUUGCUGAAAUAGCUCUUUUUAGAAUUGCCAAAUUUUCACCUGCUUAUUAUUAAACGAACUAUUAUUUUAUUAAUUUUGCAUCAUGUCCUUAUUCAAGAAGAGAAUUAAAAAUAAAUGGUUAAUUAAAUGCUGUUAGAAUUGUUUGGGAUGCUACUUCAUAUACAGUUAAUGGAUAGAUGUAAGUCUAUUCUUAUGCUGCUGAAUAAUUUGGUAUUAGAAAUGCUCUUUCUGAUAUUAUUGCUCUUAGACCUACUACUUCAGUUACAACAUAAGCAACAAUCAGUUUAGACACUGGAUUCAAAGAUUUCUAUUUAGAAUGGACAUGGACUGAUACAAAUUUAGUUGUUGUACAAAAAAACAUUAAAUUAUAUUAAUUUGAUGAAAGUGCUACUCUUGCUACUGAUGUUGUCAAAUAAGUCACUACAACUAUUACAUGCACCAUUGAUACAAAGACUUGUAAAACAUCUACCUUCACUGUAUCACCAAUUACCUUAGCAUCUACAAGAAUCAAUUAUUAUUUUACUUAUGGCCCUGGUAAAUGUGUUGAUAAAUCAGAAAUUCAAUGCAAAUUAUCUAUCGAAUAAGGAGCACAAUGCAAUUAUAAUCCUUCUGGCUUGACUGAUUAUAAAUGCUCCUGAUUUAAUUAUUAAUAAAU